Molecule: messenger RNA, 1275 nt
Organism: Plasmopara halstedii
Lineage: Eukaryota; Oomycota; Peronosporomycetes; Peronosporales; Peronosporaceae
Product: short branched chain specific acyl-mitochondrial-like
Exons: 1
Coding region: 1-1275 (424 amino acids)
Cellular component (GO): mitochondrion
Molecular function (GO): flavin adenine dinucleotide binding; acyl-CoA dehydrogenase activity
Source: RefSeq, a predicted model, not a curated record
AUGAUGUUACGCAACGUGUUGAACCAAAUGCAACGUCAAGCUUCGAAGGCAGCUGUGAUUGGAGCUCGUCAAUGGAAUAGAAACAUAAUAACAACUAGUGACUCGCUUACAGCAUUGCCUAUGCCCCUCACGAUCUUGACUGAUGAAGAAGAAAUGUUCAAAGAGUCAGUCACUCGCUUUGCUGCCGAUGUGAUUCAACCAAGUGUUCGUAGUAUGGACGAAGCAGGUGAGAUGACACCUGAAGUGAUCAAAGGACUUUUUGAAAAUGGUCUGCUAUCGGUGCAGAUUCCAAUGGAAUACGGAGGAGUGGGAGCAUCAUUCAUGAGCUUGAUUCUAACUAUCGAGGAGUUAUCUCGCGUUGACGCGAGUGUUGGCCUCUUGUGUGAUUUACAGAACACUGUCGUAAGCAACGUGAUUUUACGCUACGGUACUGAAAAGCAGCGAGAAGAAUAUCUGCCACGUUUAUCGACAAACACAGUGGGGAGCUUUUGUUUGACUGAAGCUGAAGCUGGUAGCGACGCCUUUUCACUUAAGACAAAAGCUGACAUUUCAGCUGAUGGAAGCUAUUAUACUUUGAAUGGCGAGAAAAUGUGGAUUUCGAACGUCGCGCAUGCUGAUGUGUUUUUGGUCAUGGCUACUGUGGAUUCGUCCGUAGGAUAUAAAGGUAUCACUUGCUUCAUUGUGGAGCGUGGUACGCCUGGUCUUUCAUUUGGACCUCCAGAGAAGAAGCUCGGACUCAACGCAUCAUCUACGUCCUCUGUCAUUCUUGAAGAUGUCAAAAUUUCGAAGGAAAAGGUGCUUGGCAAAGUGGGCCAAGGUUAUGCUAUUGCUAUUGGUCAACUCAAUGAAGGGCGGAUUGGUAUUGCAGCGCAACAACUUGGUAUUGCAGAAGGAGCUUACCGGCAUGCGAUGCCUUAUCUCUUCGAGCGGAAGCAGUUUGGUCGUGUAAUUGGCGACUUUCAGGCAGUGCAACAUCAAUACGCUGAACUAGCUGUGGAUCUUGCAAGCGCACGACUGCUUAUCUACAACGCCGCUCGACUCAAGGACGCUGGACAUGAAUUUGUCAAGGCAUCGUGUAUGGCCAAGCUACACGCGUCUCGUGUGGCAGAGCGAACGUCAUCGAAGUGCAUCGAAUUAUUAGGUGGUGUUGGCUUCUCGAAACAACUUCUAGCAGAAAAAUUCUAUCGAGACUGCAAAGUUGGUACAAUUUACGGCGGUACGAGUAAUAUUCAGCUCAGUACAAUCGCUAGAUUGAUCAAGCAAGAACUUGUUUAA